Bombina bombina (fire-bellied toad) is the source of this 411-nucleotide messenger RNA. Its product is annotated as ribonuclease H-like. Bases 1 to 411 code for a protein of 136 amino acids. The record is from RefSeq and is a predicted model, not a curated record. Gene Ontology annotation, molecular function: nucleic acid binding; RNA-DNA hybrid ribonuclease activity. The transcript has a single exon. Lineage: Eukaryota; Metazoa; Chordata; Amphibia; Anura; Bombinatoridae.
AUGGUACAGUUGCCUAACCCAGUGAUUACUGCUGGUUCCCUGCCUUUUGUGUCAGCUCAGGCAUCUGAACUGGAAGCCCUAGCUCAGGCAUUUAGAGGGUUUGCAAUGAAAGAUGUGACCAUUUACACUGACUCAAGGUAUGCGUUUGGAGUUGUGCAUGAUUUUGGAGUGAUUUGGCAGAAUAGAGGUUUUGUUGCUGCUGAUGGUAAGAGUAUCUCACAUUCUACACUGGUACAGGAACUCUUGGAUGCAAUUAAAUUGCCACAUAAGCUAGCAAUUGUUAAAUGUAAAGGUCACAGUACUGACUCCACUGACAUUAGAUUUUGUAAUGAUUUUGCAGAUACAAUAGCAAAAGAAGCUGCACUUCAGGGUUCACCACACCCUGACUAUCUCAACACUAAUACUCAGUAA